UCAGGUGGCGCUGCUGGAUGCCGCUGCCCGCCCCGAGGAGGAAGGGUUCCCGGGGGCCCUGUGCCCCAGGGAGGAGGGGGAGGAGGAGGAGGAAGAGGACAGGUGGAGGAGCCCAAGACCCGUCACUUUCACACUGGGCAACGAGGUGCUGGGGCUGGGCCCAGAAAGUGAGUUUCAGAGCCCUGACGCCGAGGUCUACAUGCACUUCAUGAGGAGCCACUGCUGCUACGACGCUGUCCCCACCAGCUGCAAGCUUGUCGUCUUCGACAUCUCCCUGGAGAUCAAGAAAGCCUUCGUGGCGCUGGUGGCCAACGGGGUGCGUGCCGCCCCGCUCUGGGACAGCAAGACUCAGAGCUUUGUGGGGAUGCUCACCAUCACCGACUUCAUCAACAUCCUCCACCGCUACUACCGCUCGCCCCUGGUUCAGAUCUACGAGGUGGAGGAGCACAAGAUUGAGAGCUGGCGAGAGGUGUACCUGCAGGGCUCCUUCAAGCCGCUGGUCUACAUCUCCCCAAGCAAUAGCCUCUUCGACGCUGUCUACUCCCUGAUCAAACACAAGAUCCACCGCCUGCCCGUCAUCGAGCCCAUCUCGGGCAACGUCCUGCACAUCCUGACGCACAAGCGCAUCCUCAAGUUCCUCCACAUCUUUGUGAGUGCCAGGGCUGUGUGUGCACACACACGGUGGGUGUGUAGGGGCGCAAGCAAGGGUGUCAGGGUGCAUCCUGGCUCUUGGGGUGCAGGGGGAGCACGGUGGGUGGUCCUCAGGGCCCCCUCCGCAGCCCCUGUGCUGUCUCUCCUUGCAGGGCAAGUGGUCGGCCUCUACUCUCGGUUCGAUGUCAUUCACCUGGCAGCCCAGAAGACCUACAACAACCUGGACAUCAGCGUGCGGGAGGCACUGCGGCAGCGCACCAUCUGCCUGGAGGGGGUCCUCACCUGCUACCCCCACGAAACCAUGGAAGACAUCAUCGACCGCAUUGCCAAGGAGCAGCCCCCCCGCCCGCUGCCCGCCCUGCCCGUGAUGCGCCUGGUUCGGGUGGAUGAGAACCAGUACCCGCGGGGCAUCAUCUCCCUCUCCGACAUCCUCCAGGCCCUUGUGCUCACUCCCGCAGGUAUCGAUGCUCUUAACUCUUAGCCCGCGACGCUCCAUCUUUCUCCACUUGCACCCUCCAUUUCUCUCCACUUCAGGUAGGCGCCGUCCCCCACCACUGCGUGCCUGUCCCCUCCCUGCUUCUGGGUCACCCACACCUCGUCACCUCCCUGCUCAGGCCA
Molecule: messenger RNA, 1269 nt
Organism: Pygoscelis adeliae (Adelie penguin)
Lineage: Eukaryota; Metazoa; Chordata; Aves; Sphenisciformes; Spheniscidae
Product: 5'-AMP-activated protein kinase subunit gamma-3-like
Exons: 10
Coding region: 200-1132 (310 amino acids)
Source: RefSeq, a predicted model, not a curated record